GCUCCAAGAGAUGAGGACUUUUGUGAGCAAUCAAUCAAAAGGUGAAAUACGCCACGAGUGUAUACCAUAAUUACAGGAAGGAAGAUUUAAUCGUUUGAUUAAAUUUUCCCUUGGCUAGUGACUGAAGAAAACAGGUUUUUUUAGUAGUUCAAGAACAUCCUUCAUUCAAUAAUUUAAAAAAGGCCGGAAUAGUUGUAAAAGAAAAACCGGUUUCCAAAAACAAACGAAAAACAGAUUCACUGAACCUUUCUUUUUCAUCGAGUGGAUGACAAACAAAAAAGGCUGGACUUUCGUUGUAAAUUGGAAUCAUGUUCAAGGUCCGUGAUGUAACGCGCAAAAAAAAGGACAACUGGUACUUUGCACCUCAGUUGAAAGUGCAUCCAUUUCCCUGCCAUUGCUCAGACAACAUCAGUAAUUCACGAGAGAAAAUUUGUGUGUGUUUACAGCUUUACAACGGUGAAUGUUUACCCAUUUUCCCGUUAUUUAAUAAUAGGUUUACAAAGUGGAACACCUUACAAGUAGAAAAAACAUCUUCCUAUACGCACAGCAGUCCGCCCUGUGUUGCUUGUCCUACUUUGUAAGUCGUGAUUCUCUUCGUCUAUACAAGACAUUCUUAAUAGAAGGAAUUCUUAUUCUUAUACGUUUGGGAUAGCAGCUGCAACAGGUAUAACAUCCUGAACGUUUGACUAGUGUCUACGUGCUUAAUGUCUUGUCGUGCCCCCAAACAUGGUAGAAGAAAGCCUUCAGUCUAUACUUUCUCCUGAAUAUUAAUGCCAUUCCAAGUUCGACUCUACUAGUUACUACGGUAUCCAGUCUCGCCCUAUACUACUCGAAAAAUCAUAUGCGAGUCCUGAAACUUUUAUUUUUCCCUACACAAUUAUUGGUCGUCCCUGAGCGUGAAAAUUUUGUCGGAUGUGUUAACGGUAUGUUCGAAAAUGAUAAUUCAGUCGUUGCGCUAUUAUGAAGCGCUAGCCGGUGAUUCGCUGCGUCUGCUAGAAUUCAAACAUGCGAAAAAUCAUUGAUUAACGGGAAUUUUUAAAUUCUUGACCGCGCUGUAGUGUACACAGAAACUUGACCCUGUGACACACAUAUCGAAACCCUUUCGCGUAUAUGUUAGGAUUUCCUUUAUGCACACCAGGACGUUCAAAGGGCGCUAUAGAUGCCUGCCUACCUUAUACCUGUACAUUUAUAUCUCUAGCUAUAGGCAGGGUCGAGGAUUAGUUCCCUUUGCGAGUCCGUAGCGGACGGGUGAGACGCGGAAACAUGUCGCCUACUCUUCUAGAAACCAACAGUUUAUGGACAGGAUGGGGCGAUUGGUUUCCACCAAUGUGGCUGCUGUUGGUUACUACCUUGGUAUUUUACUACUGGACGUGGAGUCAAUCAAGAGUUGUCCGUCUCAUCAACGCCAUACCCGGACCGAAAUCCCUGCCACUCUUGGGCAAUCUUCUAGAUUUGGAUGUUUACAACGACAAUUUUUUGAAAAUGACAACAAUUGACUGGGUUCAAAAGUACGGACCAAUGUAUCGCGUCUGGCUGUGCACUCGACCUUUUAUAGCCCUUUCGUCUCCGGAAUUAGUACAAAAAAUAUUAGCAAGCACUAAACUCAUCACGAAAUCACCCGAUUACUCAAAUUUCAGUAGUUGGCUUGGAAACUGCAUGUUCACUUCAACAGGUGUUCAUUGGAAAAAUCGUCGUCGGCUGGUGACACCAGGAUUCCAUUUUCAGAAUCAUACCAGUUUCAUCGACAUAUUCAACGAAAAAAGUGCUGAAUGCGCCAGAGAAUUUGAAAGAACAAUCGAAACUCACGGCGAUGUCGAGAUCGACGUUAACCCCUUCAUGGCCAAAUGCGCAUUAAACAUUAUCUGCGAAACCGCAAUGGGACAGCAAACAAAGAUUGAAGUGGAAAAGGCGAUUUACGUUAAUAACGUUCACAGAAUUUGUCAGAUUUUUGUGGAACGUGUUAGUCGACCUUGGCUAUCCAUCGACUGGAUUUACAAGUUAAGUUCAUUGGGCCGUGAAAGUCAAAAGUGUAUCAGCUCUCUCCAUGCCUUCACCAAUAAGGUGACACGAGAUCGACGUGAAAUGCUAAAAGAGGAAGAACAGGAUCGUGGGAAUGUGCAAAAUAAAGUAAUGGAUGUCGAAAAAGAAUCAAAGAGGAGAUUUGCUUUCGUAGAUGGACUUAUAAAAGCAUCAAACGAAGGGGCUGAUCUCAACGACAACGGAAUUCGAGAAGAAAUUGAUUUAAUCACGUUCGCGGGAUACGAUACAACAUCAGCGGCUAUGGUUUGGUUUCUCUAUCUCAUAGCGAAACACCCAGAACACCAGAAACUGAUUUUGGACGAAUUAGAUGUGGUUUUUUGCGGUGAUGUAGAGCGCCCUUGCACAACUCAGGAUAUUGCUGAACUCAAAUACUUAGAAUGUUGUAUCAAAGAAGCUCUGAGGAUGUAUCCUAGCAUACCGUUCGUCAUGCGGAAUUUGACGGAAGAUGUGGAAAUAGAUGGACACACGUUGCCAGCCGGCGUAACGGUCGCAAUGGUAUUUUACGCAAUCCAUCACAAUCCCCUAAUUUAUCCGGAUCCGGAAGUUUUCAGGCCGGAACGUUUUUUCCCGGAAAACAGCGUUGGCCGACACCCAUACGCGUUUAUCCCGUUUAGCGCAGGCCCACGUAAUUGCAUUGGUCAAAAAUACGCCAUGCUGGAACUCAAAGUCGUUUUUGCCAAUCUCUUACGCAAAGUGAAGUUUUCCGUUCCUGAUCCUACAAAACCUUUGUCCGACGCUCCCGAUUUAGGAUUUGUGUUAAAGCCCAAACAUGGUGUUCGACUCAAUUUAUCAAAACGGUUAAACAAAGACUAAUAAUUUUAUUAACUUUCUAUCUUCAAUGUUUUUGUUUUUUGUUUUUCAAAUCUGUGUAUCUUGAAAUUUGUCAACGUGCUAAAAGUUUCUCGGGACGCUUACGAAUAUUUUAAUUUAAAAAGAAAUGGAUUGUCAAAAUUUGGUGAAAGGCAAUGGAGUAUAACGAUGGUAAGAAAAUUGAAAAACGGACAAUCCGGCAACUGAACGAUUUGUACUCGACGUGAGACGAAUUCAUUUUCCACUUUGUGGCGUUGCAUAAGGUGCUGCCCUCUUGUAUUGUAUACCAAUAAUAAUGUAUACUGAUUG
Daphnia pulex (common water flea) is the source of this 3159-nucleotide messenger RNA. RefSeq names its product cytochrome P450 4c3-like. The transcript is spliced from 12 exons. The record is from RefSeq and is a predicted model, not a curated record. Lineage: Eukaryota; Metazoa; Arthropoda; Branchiopoda; Diplostraca; Daphniidae. The coding region runs from base 1264 to 2853 and encodes 529 amino acids. Gene Ontology annotation, molecular function: iron ion binding; oxidoreductase activity, acting on paired donors, with incorporation or reduction of molecular oxygen; monooxygenase activity.